AUGUCGUCCGCGUCAAGGUGGACGUUCGCCCCGCCGUCUCACCAACCAACCAGCAGCUUGUCGGCACAAUGGAACAAUUCCAGCGACAUCACCAAGGCUGUUAUCUUGUCCGGAGCGACGGCGACCGUAACGCUGGCGGCGAUGAUCCUGUGUGAUGUGGCGUGGACGAAAUAUGACCGGCGCCGGCGGCGAAAGGCAAGCCUGAGCACGUUCGGCCGGGACAUGACGGCCACGGCCGGCAAGAGUGACCCGGUGGUCGGCCGUGACGACGAGAUCGACCGCGUCGUCCGCAUCCUGUGCCGCCGGACCAAGAACUGCGCCGCGCUCGUCGGUGCCCCAGGGGUCGGCAAGACGGCCAUCGCCGAGGGCCUUGCGCAGCGUGUCGCUGCUGGCAAAGUCCCCGCGCCGCUCCUUGGGGCGCGCGUCGUGGAACUGGACGUCGCGGGCAUGGUGUCCGGUACGGUCUGGCGUGGCAUGUUCGAGGAGCGCAUGAAGGACGUGAUACAGCAGAAGGAGGAUUCUGGCGGCAAGGUGAUUCUGUUCAUCGACGAGAUGCACAUGCUUAUUGAAGCUGGUGAUUGGCAGGAUCGCCAUGACACGGCUAACAUGCUGAAGCCGGCAUUGGCCCGUGGCCGCAUCGGGUGCGUCGGUGCCACCACGUUAGACGAGUACAGCAAGCACGUUGAGAAGGACCCGGCGCUUGAGCGGCGGUUCCAGAAGGUGCACGUCGAUGAGCAGGCGACGAUUGGCAUCCUCCGGGGUCUAAAGAAGGGUUUCGAAGAGCACCAUGAAAUCAAAAUUCAGGAUGCUGCAAUUGUUGCUGCGGCGCAGCUCGCUGGACGCUAUGUCACCGGCCGAAUAGUGCAUGAAUAUUUCAAGCCGGAGCUUCUCAAUAGAUUAAGCCAGAUUGUUAUAUUUGAUCCGGUUUCACACGAGCAACUAAUGGAGGUUGUGAAAAUGCAAAUGAAGAGUGCCACCACGAGAGUAGCAAAUAAGGGAAUAUCUUUAUCCGUGAGUGAUGCUGCAUUGGACGUCAUUUUGUCGCAGUCAUACAACCCAAUGUAUGGUGCAAGGCCCAUAAGAAGCUGGGUGCAGAAUAAUGUGAUGCCGGUGAUCUCCGAGAUACUGGUAAAAAAGAAAGCUAGCAAGGGCUCGAGAAUCCUCAUAGAUGCUGCAGACAACAAGAAGGGGCUGAAGUAUGAUGUGGUGAAGGAAGAGGUAGUGGAUGCACAUGGUUGA
Triticum dicoccoides is the source of this 1239-nucleotide messenger RNA. Its product is annotated as chaperone protein ClpB1-like. The transcript has 3 exons. Gene Ontology annotation, biological process: cellular response to heat. The record is from RefSeq and is a predicted model, not a curated record. The coding region runs from base 1 to 1239 and encodes 412 amino acids. NCBI's taxonomy places the organism in Eukaryota, Viridiplantae, Streptophyta, Magnoliopsida, Poales, Poaceae. Gene Ontology annotation, molecular function: ATP hydrolysis activity; ATP binding. Gene Ontology annotation, cellular component: cytoplasm.